CCUAGUUCUCUUACACGAUACCAAUACCGUGUCUGUAACCCGCCAUGCUUGAUUACCAGACGACAAGCUUGGUGCUCGAUUUGAGCUAAGCCAGCUCUUGAUCAGUCGGCAUCCGCUGAAACAAAUUUGGGCAGAUUUCACCAUUACCGUGUCAACCUAAAUUCCAAGAAAGAACCAGCGCAUGUAUGAUAAAUUUAAAAUCGCUGAUGAUGAUAACAACCAUUGCUGGUUAAGUAAAAAGACUUUCCCCUCCCCCCCCCCCCCCUCCCCCCUCUCAGAACUGCCGCAUGCUUGUUUUAAGCGCGAAGAAAGAUUUGAAUUGUGUAAUGGUUGCUUUCUCCCGGAAGUUAUGUACAAGCAGGUCUUCAAUCUUUUCCCCCAGAUCCCAUUAUCUUCAUCAUCAGCAAGAGUCGCACCCAAUUCAAACAUUUAUUCCAUUCUCUCAAUUACAGCGGAAAAAGCUUUUGGAAUCUCGACUCAUAUCUAUUCUCCAUGGCUGUAAUGAGCUCACCCAGAUUAAACAAGUCCAUGCCCACCUCUUCCGGAUAGGCCUUGACCAGUCUUGCUUCCUCCUCACAAAGCUCCUUCGCAUGCUAACCAAGGUUGAGGUUCCUAUGGAUUCUUACCCUCGUCUUGUCUUCGAACAGGUCGAUCAGCGUAACCCAUUUCUUUGGACCGCACUUAUUCGGGGCUACACUCUUCUAGGAUCUUACUCUCAGUCAUUUCUUCUAUAUAACUGUAUGAGAAGGGAAGGCACCAGUCCAGUGUCAUUUACGUUCUCUGCCCUGCUCAAGGUUUGUACUGCCUCCCUCCAUGUCGAUUUGGGCAGGCAGUUACAUGCUCAAACAAUUUGUCUUGGUGGGUUCGAUUCUGAUUUAUAUGUUGGUAACACUUUGAUUGAUAUGUACGUAAAAUGUGGCUCUGUGGAUUGUGGGCGCCGCGUGUUUGAUGAAAUGCCUGAAAAAGAUGUGAUUUCUUGGACCUCGUUGAUUGUUGCAUAUGCAAAGAGUGGAGAUAUGGAGGCCGCAGCUUGUUUGUUUGAUGGGUUACCUGUGAAGGACAUGGUGGCAUGGACGGCAGUGGUCACAGGGUAUGCUAAAAAUGCUAGACCAAGGGAGGCGUUAGAUUUUUUUGAGAGAAUGCAGGAAGCGGGUGUCAGAACUGAUGAAGUCACAUUGAUUGGUGUUAUUUCAGCCUGUGCACAAUUGGGUGCUGCUAAGUAUGCGAGUUGGGUUCAGAAUGUUGCUGAGCAAUCUGGACUUGGAGCAACUAAAACUGUGGUAGUGGGCUCCGCAUUGAUAGACAUGUUCUCAAAAUGUGGGAAUGUGGAGGAUGCAUACAAAGUUUUUGCGAGUAUGAAUGAGAAGAAUGUAUUUUCUUAUAGUUCCAUGAUUCUGGGAUUUGCAAUGCAUGGUCAUGCAAGUGCUGCAGUACAAUUGUUUCAUGACAUGGUGAAGACAGAGACUGUACCAAAUGGAGUUACAUUUAUAGCAGUGCUUACAGCGUGCAGCCAUGCAGGUAUGGUAGAAGAAGGCCGACGCCUGUUUGCGAACAUGGAAAAAUGUUAUGGUGUCACACCAAACGCAGAUCACUAUGCUUGCAUGGUAGAUCUCCUUGGCCGAGCUGGACGGUUGGAAGAAGCUUUUGAGCUUGUCAAAUCGAUGUCGACGGAGGCCCAUGGUGGUGUUUGGGGAGCAUUGCUUGGAGCAUGUCGCAUCCAUGGAAAUCCUGACAUUGCUGAGAUUGCUGCUAACCAUCUAUUUGAGCUUGAACCGGAGCAUAUUGGAAACUAUGUCUUGCUCUCUAACAUAUAUGCUUCAGCUGGAAGGUGGGAUGAUGUCCUAAGGAUAAGGAAGUUGAUGAGAAUGAAGGGUCUAAAAAAGAAUCCUGCAUGUAGUUGGGUGGAAGCAAAGAAAGGGGAAGUUCACAAAUUCUUUGCAGGUGAUAUGACUCAUCCAAGGUCGAGUGAGAUUAAGCAGACCUUGGAGGAUCUUCUGAGCAGAUUGGAGGUGCUUGGGUACCAGCCAAUCCUUAGUUCUGUAGUUUAUGAUGUGAAAGAUGAAGUUAAGAAGCGGUUAUUAAUGACUCAUAGUGAGAAGCUGGCUUUGGCAUUUGGGUUACUCACUACAGAUGCUGAUUGCCCCAUCGUGAUUGUGAAGAACAUCAGAAUAUGUGAGGAUUGCCACUUGGUUAUGUGUGGUGCAUCAGAGAUUACUGGGAGGAUAAUUAUUAUCAGGGAUAGCACAAGGUUCCAUCAUUUUCGUAAUGGAAAGUGCUCCUGUGGCAAUUUCUGGUGACUGAAUUGGUACAUUGGUGUUGCUGGAGGUGCAACUUCCUAUACUGGAGUCCUGUUAAUUUAUGUAAAAGUUUGUCAUAAGAUAGCUAUUUGUCUAAUUGGGACAAAAAUACUAAUGCAACUGAAAUCUCUUCACUCA
Molecule: messenger RNA, 2435 nt
Organism: Malania oleifera
Lineage: Eukaryota; Viridiplantae; Streptophyta; Magnoliopsida; Santalales; Ximeniaceae
Product: pentatricopeptide repeat-containing protein At5g44230
Exons: 1
Coding region: 288-2297 (669 amino acids)
Biological process (GO): RNA modification
Molecular function (GO): RNA binding; zinc ion binding; protein binding
Source: RefSeq, a predicted model, not a curated record